AUGAUGAUGAACAAGGUCUUCAUCCUCCUUCUUACCGCUGAUUGGGUAUCUGCCGGUAACCGCCCUGGAAGUGGUGGUGGUUGUGAUGGAGUUGCGCCAAACAGGCCAUUCAGACCACCUCAAAAUGCUGAUGGCACACCCGUGGUCCCUGGUAGCCCUGAGACACCUGUGGUCCCAGGUCGUCCUGAGCAACGCCGCAUGACCUUCAAUAGAGAUGUUGCCAAACCAGCAACCCUUCGUGCCUUGCAGAACCGCCCCGGUGACAAUGAAACACCCUUCGCCCCUUCCAUGCUGACAGAAGAAGACAUUGCUCUCUGCUGUUCGGGAAACGGAGAUUUUGAAUUCUUGUUGCGUGACUUGGACUUUGACGGCUUGGCCAUUGCCACAGAAGCGGACGGAUUCAAGAGGAUUCCUGGAGACAGUAGAUGGUCAUGCCGCAGAGAAUGCCGUGACCCCCUAAAUGGAUUCGAACUUGACCCUUGUUAUGACGCUUGUGAUUGUCGACAAAACUGCCCAAUUUCUACUGACUUCCUCACUACAGACUGCAAGUCGCAAUGCAACUCUCCGGAUCCAGACACUUUCGAUUUGUGUUUGGAAACCUGUGAGGCACAGUGUGGAGAGCGCUGCCGAUCUACAUUCAACGACUACAUCGUUCCAUUGGAUCUGUACGCUGAGGGACUGGAGAUGCUCGAUUGUCAAUUUGGAGACUUGAUUGGAGAUGCGACAGGAUCUUGUAACAGUGGACAAGCCUUCUGGGAGGCAUCCGGCUACACCUGUCAAGUGACGGAAGGCACUGAUUUUGACUGCGAGUGUGAUGUCCCGGGCACAUGUCUCAACGUCGUGUACCCGUGCGACUAUCAAUUUUACUGUGUCAGUAAUUCACCUUCGUUGGUACCAAGUGAGUCACCAAGUGAGUUACCAAGUAGUGCACCCACCAAAUCCCCGACGAUGAGCCCAACUCCCCGGCCUACCCAAGGCAAGGCAGGUGUCGGAAAGACGGCGAAGAAGGAAAACAUCAGAGGCAGAGAAUAG
Cylindrotheca closterium is the source of this 1032-nucleotide messenger RNA. The record is from the annotation of a GenBank genome assembly. NCBI's taxonomy places the organism in Eukaryota, Bacillariophyta, Bacillariophyceae, Bacillariales, Bacillariaceae.